AUGUCUCAGUCAAACGUGACAGCAAGGUCGAGUCGUAAAUCGCGAUCUCCGUCAAAAUCUCGUAGUAGGUCAUCAGAGAAAAUUCUGGGUUCUACGACAGACGAUUCGGUACAGAAAGACAAACUCUCCACACCAAAAUUCCAGAUGGUCACCAAGAGUCCAAGCCCCUCACGUCGGAGGGCAUCGGCCAUCCACUUACCAUCUUCCUCUGGUCUGCAGGCUGUAGCAGACGAUCGCCAGCACAGACGUUGCAGAUCCUUGAAAAACAAGCGGGGGGCUUCGAGAAUUCCCCACUCUUCAAGUAGCUCUCAGUUGGCACCUUCAAACAUCAGGCAUUCCCUAUCCGGAAAUCAGUUGCAGGAUCUUCAACUCAUGCCCGGUUGCACACGGUCCAGCAUCAGUCACUCCCUGUCCAUCCCAUCUGGGGAAGACCUGCAGGACCUUCACCUGGUGCGCAAUUUCAGUCUUACGUCCAAGGGUAUUGUCAACCGAGGAGAUUCGUUUCGCUCAAAGUCGAGGUCAACUUCGAUUUGCUCGACCCCGUCCACGCCGGGUCUGAGCUCCGAAGAGGCUUUUCCCGCCUUUUCAGCGGCGUCCUGCCCCUCUUCCCCAGAGGGAGGGCCUUCCAACGAUGUCCUCAAGUACACCGUCUGGAUCAUCGGCUGCAAUGGAGUAGGGAAGUCAUCAAUUCGGAAACAGUUCGCCACAUCAGAAUACAUCUGCCAAGACGACAGUUGGCAAGAUGACAACCUAAGCAAAAAUGUGAUGAUUUCACUGGACGGUGUAGAAACUGAGCUAGAAAUAGUAGAAUUUAUAAACAUUGAUGACAAGGUUCGAUUGAAAGAAAGUGGCCCAGACGCGUAUAUCAUCAUGUACUCGGUGACCAAUCGUCGCAGCUACUUACAAGCCAGGCAGGUCCUGUCCAAGCUGGAGACCACUUUCCACACCCGAGCGGCCAUUCUUGUUGGCAACAAGACCGACCUAGCCAGGCUCAGGACCGUCACCACCCUUGAGGGUCGUUCUUUGGCUAAGGAGCGUGGAGUCAAGUUCGUGGAAACUUCCGUGGCUAUCAAUCACCAAGUAGAUGAGUUGCUGGUGGGCGUAGUCAGCCAGAUCCGCAUCAAGGCCAAGCUAGCAGAAAAGAAAAAGUCACAGCGGCAGACUCAAAGGAGCAAGGCUACUUGCAUCAUCAAGAGACUCUGGAGGAAAACUUGCAUGACCAGCAAGUCAUGUGACAACCUGCAUGCCCUCUGAAUCUUCAUGAGACAAUUUUGAGGAAAAUCUUACACCGCUAUAAUAUCUGCUUCGAUGGACAGAGACUAUCGCAAUUUCAAACAUUCUUUGCUUCAAUCUACAAUGAUGGAGGAGAGUUAUGUUAUAUUUCAGUUUGUUGGUUCCAUAUCUAAUCUCUUGC
Messenger RNA from Uloborus diversus, 1414 nucleotides. RefSeq names its product GTP-binding protein REM 1-like. Gene Ontology annotation, cellular component: plasma membrane. Gene Ontology annotation, molecular function: calcium channel regulator activity; GTPase activity; GTP binding. NCBI's taxonomy places the organism in Eukaryota, Metazoa, Arthropoda, Arachnida, Araneae, Uloboridae. The transcript is spliced from 4 exons. The record is from RefSeq and is a predicted model, not a curated record. The coding region runs from base 1 to 1254 and encodes 417 amino acids.